CUUUUAUCUUAGACCCCCACGUCAUCUCAGACAACCUCAUACUGCACGGCUGUAAGAUUAUCUCUGACCUACAAAAAAGGCAGAGGGAAGUCAAGCCUGCUUAUGAAACACAGAAACUUACAAUCGCAGGAAAAAACAGGUUGAAGUAUCUUAUCUGUUAUCUGUACAUUAAUGCUAUGCAAACACUGCACAUAAUUACAUUAUCAACAUUGUCUAUAUGUAUUAUGUUAAGAGCAAUGUUGUAAAUCACCAUUUAAGAUAUUUAGAGACCUUUGUCUGAUAAUCCUGUAAAGUAAUGAUAAGUAUGAUGUGCUCUGAGAAGUCUAUGUUAUGUAACCUUUAACCCACAUUACAUACAAAUAGCUUUCAAAAUAAAGGAAAGGUUGAGUGUAUAAGGGAUACAAAGAAUUUAGGAGGAGUACAUCAACACAGCUAAGCAAUUCACAUCUAAGCAUCAUGCUGAAGGUGGUGUAUAAACAGGUAUACGCGUAGCUUAUGCUGAUAUUAACAUGCAACUGGCCUGGAAAGGCCUAGUGUCCCAUUCAUUUUGCAACUAUGAUAUUAUCUAAAGAGAUCAAAGUAACUUUGAAAGAGCAGUGAGUGUAGGGGUACAACUGGCAGAAUCGUCAGUGAUGAACAUUGCUGAGGUUGCUAAUGUCUCAUGAGGUAAGAUGUCAAAGGAGUUCUUGGGCUACAAAACUGAGGAAAAGAUGUAGACAACGAAGUGUGUCAAAAGUGCAUAUUCUUUGAUUGUGUUAUUUGUACAUUGUUUUGAGAUGCAAGGAACAUCUCUCAAUCAGUCAAUAGCAAACAACAACCCAGGGCACGAGGUGAACGCUCAACUGAGAAAGGCACAGAGAAGGAUCCUGGGUGUGAGUUGGAAUGCAUAAAACCCUAAAAUGCAUAAAAACACAAAUGCUCCCUUGUGAGUGAAGUAGUGCACCAUUCAGGCAGUGGCCUAUGUUGCAGUGGAUAAAGUCAUAUGGCAGAACAGUCAUCUUUUACCCUGUUGUUACCAAGUGUGUGUGGGGCAUGUGGAAAAAGAAAAUUACACGCUCAGUUGUUUAUUUUCCACAGAAAAGAAUUCCAGUAUCUCUGUCAUUUUCCUGCCAUAGUCUUCAAUCCUUGCAGGGCAAGGUAAAUAAAACUAAAUAAAUAAACCCCCUUAAGUGUGAUCACCUAGUUCCAGUGGUGAAGCAUUACGGUCCUGUUGAGUGUUGGGUAAAAACAUAUCCAGAGUGUAAACCAUAUGCCAUGGAUGUUUCAUUCACCAGAUUUCAGCUUGUAUGAUCUCGAACGGGCAGUAUGGAAAUGUAUCCUCAGACAAUAUUUUGUACCAUCAUCAAACAAAAAGCGCCAAACGAUAGAAUUUUUCUUGAAAGCAUGGUAUUGAUUCCAUCCAACACACUUUUGGGCACUUGAAGAAUCUGUAAAGUUAUUUGCAGUAUAUAUUGCAGUUUGUGAAGGCCCAAUACCUUAUCAAGGUAUUAAGAUUAAGAUUAAGAUUAGAUUAAGAUACUUUGUGUUGAUGUUCCUUUUACUUUGGCAGUUACCCAUGUGUGUUUCAAAUCAGCAUGAAUAUCAAAAGAAAUCUGAAUCUAAAAACUGGAAGUGUGCUGUUGGAGCCAGUUUGUUUACUGUGGACUACUGAUGACAAAAUUCUUCAGUUGGCCUCUGGAAUGUCAUAUAUUUUUGUUUAUUUACCAAUACAGUUUGCAGUCUUUGGAAAAUAAUGUUGUAACAUGUAUUGAAAACUGUUACUGUUACUUUGUGUGCCAGUUAUUAAUUUACUAGGUAUAUGUAGAUUCAGUUUUGAUUAGUUCUGUAAGAACACCAGGUCACAAAAAUCUGUGUCACAGUAUUACACAAUGUUUAUCUUGAGGGUGGCCUGUUUGUUUAUACUCUGCCGAUGUUCUUUUCCUCUUUGUAUAAAAGGAUUUUUUUGUUGUUGAAAUAUGCAUAUAACUUUAUUUGCAUUGCUAUUAUAGUAUGAUCAUUUACUUGCCACUCACAUAUUCUGGCUUUUUAUUGCAGGACUAGAUCUAUACUUUGGACUGAGAGCAGAGUUUAUGAGUAUUGUAGGUGUAAGGUGUUUCUCUGUGUUGACGAUAAUGGUAUUACCUGUGCUCAUUUCUCAGUCAGUCAUUAACCCAGCCAAUUAUGACCUGAUAAGUUUUUCAAGACUUUACAGCUAUUUAGAUAGUCACCGACAGACAUGUACUGCCUGGUCAAAUUUCACACUAACAGACACUGAACAGACUUUGAUUCUUUUCGAUCUUCCAAACUCAGCCUGCCAAAUAAAAUUAGUGUUUGAAAAAGCUUAUGACGCAGCAUUUACUUCACUAGCAAAACUAAAAAGUAAUAGUACUUACAAUACUGCCUUAAACAAUGUAUGUUCUUUUCACAAGAUCAUCUCUUAAAAGAUGAUUAAGCUACAGUACAGAAAAUAUACCUUUGAAUGAGGUACAACUGUUGCUUGAAAUGAAAUGGUCACUGCAGAGUGUCAAAGACAAAUGGCGUUAAAUCUUUGACUAGUAUUAUUGAUGAUAAUGUCUCAAGUUUAUCACUCAUUGAAGUGGCUUAUCGUUUUCUGCAGGCAGCGUGAUUAAACUUGAAUAGCAUCCUGUCAAGCCUAUAGAUUACUCCUUGUGUAUUUGCACAGGGGUCAGACGACCCUAUUAUUGUUUGUGUGCCACAGACUGUUGGUGAGGAAUAAUACUUCCAAGGCAACAGGACAAAGCCUGGCAGUCAGGCGGCCAGCCCAUUGUUGGGGAGUUAGCAGGACAUUUGGUGAGAUUAGAGUGUCGUUUGGGGCACUGACGUCACUACCUUUUAAAUAUGGAUGAACACCAGGUUGCCACAGUUAGUUGGUGGGCAGCGGGUUAAAAUGAGCAAACACAGUCAUUCAACGCUGCUACUGGUAGUGACUCUGCAUGUUUUAUCAGUUUGUGCUCAAGAUGAUUCUGAGGGUCUGUUGUGCCCUGAGAACCAGGAGGCCUUUGAUGGGUCUUGCUAUGAAUUUGUGACUCUGCAGCACACUUUCCUUAGUGCUCAGGCCUGGUGUGAGCGGGGUGGUGGACACUUGGCCUUUAUUCUGAAUGAUGAGAUGCAACAGUUCCUCCAACGACACUUACAGCCAAAACAGAACUGGUGGCUGGGACUGGCACCUAUUUCUGUUAACCUCACACUGGACUCCACUGCUACUGAAGGUCCCCUAUCCUGGCUGGAUGGAUCCGAUGUCAGCUAUUCCAACUGGGUCACUGAGCCAGCGAUGGGUGCUGGCUGUGGUUAUAUCUUGAGCAAUUCUGGAUAUCAGUGGGAGGCAACAGCCAACUGCAGCCAAGAGCUGUACUUCAUCUGUGAAUUUGAGUCUGGGCAAUCUCUGGCUUGUGUGGACCACAACGCUACACUACAGUGUGGCUCUGGGCAGGUGAUAGAGAUUGAUGACAGCUUCUACGGCAGGAAGACAGUACACUACUGCAGGGCCAGCACCUCAGCUGCCGUUUCAUCCUCACAGGAGGAGUGCAGCUGGGUGGAUGUGGUAGAAAUAGUGACAGAACACUGCCAUGGGCUGCAGGUUUGUCAGGCAUCUGCAGAUGUGGCAUCUUUUGGAGAACCCUGCCCGGGCCUGGGAAGUUACCUGUCUGUGGAGUAUCACUGCAAAGAUGGACUGCACUUAAUCAUGAGCAAGCUUGCUGCUGUCUUUGACAAUGUAACCAUUACAAUCAAGUGGCUACUGCACCCUUUUCAAGGUAACCUCUCGUGCACUUUGAGUGCUGGAGAUGGGCACACGAUUGACCCCUACAUUCCUCAAGAGUUGGAAAGUAGUGUCAUACAUAAGUACAACCAUGCAGGAGUCUACACAGUUGGGGUUGAAUGUACCACCAGCGAAUGGCACGUGACGGCCCAGAAAAUGAUCACCAUCCAAGAAGAGUUGGGUGAAUUUGGUGUUGUUAGAUGCUACAGCAUGAACCAGUCAAUGAGCAGUGAUAACUGUAUGGCCCUCUAUGGUAGCCUGAUGACAGUCCAGGUUGAACUGGAUGGAGGAACCAAUAUCACCUACAAAAUCCAGCAUGGUGAGACAGUUUUGGCCACCUCAUCUGCUAUCAGAGGAAUAAUUCCUCAUAACAUCACCUUGAAUCCUGAUGUCCAGCAGAAGCUGGGCAUUGGCUGCCACCAACUGAAUGUGGUAGCCUCAAAUGGGGUGACAGCUGAGGAUGUUUCUUUAGCACUGAAAUUGUGCUUGGUAGAGCCAGUGGAAGGCUUGACAGGUUCAGUUAUGUCAGAGCACAUUCAGUGCCCGGUCUCAGAGCUGUAUGUUAACGUCUCAAUGGAUCGUGGCGCUCCUGCACAGCUGCUCUUCCAAGUGUUGGGGGGCAACCAAAGCUUCUCUGAAAUGAGAGAGAUACAAAAUGGCAGCAUGCAACUUUUUACCAUUCCAAACAGAAUCAGAGGAAUGUUACAGGUCAAGGUCAGGGCAUGGAAUGCUUUUUCAGCUAUGGAUGUAGAUGCAGGAAACACAAGAGUGAGAUGCUACAGGAAUUCAACAGGAGAGCAUCUCAGAGUCCAAAGAAAUGAUAACCUGGAAAUCAGAGCAAAUCCACAGAAUCCAGCCAUUGGCACUAACGAGGUUACUUUAGAACUUAAUGGACUUCAGGGGAAUCCAAAUCUGUUUACAUUCUCCUGGAGCUGCAGUGAGAACUGUCACUGUCCGGUCAGCACAACACAGGAGAGUCACGUGAUUUCUGCAGACUGUCUUCCACAGCCCUUCAGGUUUUCAUUGUACUCUGUGACUGCCACAAGACGAGUUGGGAAUAGAGAGACACAAACAGCAACCAAAUGUAUCACUGUUACUCCAGGAGCAGAUAUAAAUGUCAGAAUAAGAUGUGCCAACUGUGAUCCAGUGAAUGUCAACAGCGGUGUUAAUCUACAACUGGACUGUGAAGGUUGUCAGAAAAUAUUUUGGUUCUUUGAGGACACUUCUGCGGUUUCUGGUCCCCUAAGCACCUGCUAUGCUGACAGCAACAUAAAGCAAUUAAUAAGUAAAGGCCAAGAUGUUAGCUCGCUCACAGUGCCAAGCAACACUCUGACUGCUGCACAGCAAAAUAUCAAGGUGGUGGCUUAUGGCACACAGGGUGACAGAUCAGGCUAUGACACAUUCACAAUUCCACUGUUUACUGAAUCCACAUCUGUAUCACCAACAUCAUUGUCCCCGACAGUACCAUCACUCAGGCCUUCCACUGCAUCCGCAUCACAGACAAGUCCCUACCAAUCUCCAACCCCUGUAAGACAACUUUCCUGUGACAUUUCCCCAUCUGUGGGAGAUGUCCUCUCCCCUUUUACCAUUACCUGCACACCAGUUUCAUUCUUCUGUACAGCUGGGCCAUGCACAUACAGCUUCAGUACUGCCAAUGGUAAUUACUUGUCCAGUGGUAAUGAACCAGUGGGGAGUUUACUCUUCCUCCCUAAAGGAGACAUAAACAACAAUAAAAUUCUCAUUCUGGUUGCUACCGUUGAGAAUACAGCAGGAGAAACCAUUAACACGACUUUAUCUGUGCAGGUUGGAGACAGUAGCCUGGGAUCCACCGUGCAGGAUCUGCAGAACAUUGUGUCAAAUCAGGUAUUACAGCUGCAGCAGAGUGGGCAGCUUACUGGGGCAUCAUUGGCACAAAUAUACCAGUCUGUCUCUGACAGGCUGAAUGGGAACUCCACUGAUGAGCAAGAAAAAAAUGCAAGAGAACAGCUCCGGGAGGAGAUGUUGUCAAAUAUGGGUGAAGUCAUAAAUGGUGCCCCCCUCAGGAAUCCCAUGGAGGUGCAAGUGGCUGCUGGAACUUUAUUGAGCCUCACUGAACAGGGUGAUGAGUUAACAACAGCUGCUCAGGUGCAGGCCAGUUCUCUACUAGCAAACCUUAGCGAGUCUCUUGCACUGAUGACUUCUGAGGAGGUGGACACCGAGCAGAUGUUGGAAGUGACAACACCUAUUGUUGAAGCUGCUGGAAACAUCCUCAAGGUGUCUGGAAAAACAGACAAACAGAACGAGAUCUCUGCAUUUUUACUCGACUCGAUGGAGAAUGUACAGAAUGCCCUGUUGGCUGGUAAAAAGCCAAACCAGGAACCUGCUGUCCUCAACACCCCUGAGAUCAGUGUGUAUGUCAAUAGAAUGUCACCAGAUAACCUUCACAAGCAGUCCUUCAAUAUCCAGAACAGCAGUGCUGCAAGCUUCACCCUCCCCGCGUUGGGUGCUGAAAUCAUGUCUAUGAGAGAGCCAGUAGAUGUCCGGAUGAUGAGUUUUGGAAUAAACCCUUUUUCCUGGAGUGAAGGGGAGCCCAUCAGUGGUGCAGUUGGGGGUCUCUCCCUCACCACAGAAAAUGGCUCCCUCAUCCCAGUAACAAACCUUCCUGAGGAGAUUGAGAUUCUCUUACCACGGGUAGAGACUGUAGAGGUGAACAGUACACUUCUGGACCUGGGAAACUUCAGCACAUUGAUGAUCAACGUGACUACACCAAACACGUCUCUGGUGCUGAAGCUAGAGCCCACAGAAGAGACAGCCUUACAUCUGUCGCUGGGUUUUCAGAACUACCCCAAUGAGACAUAUUACGAAGCCCAGACUCAAAUGCCUCAAGAGGGCAGCUCACUAGAGGAGCGAUACACAUGGGUGCUGGGUCCAGGUGAUAUGACAGUAGAAGUAGGAGUGUACUACCUCCUUGUAAGACCUGUUGUUGAAGCAGGGGUGAACUCCACUAACACCUCUGUUUUCAUCACAUCCAUUGCUGCUCAGUGCAAGUACUGGGAUGAGAGCAAGACCAACUGGAGUGACUAUGGCUGUCGGGUUGGUCCUCUCACCACCACACUGGUUACACAGUGUUUAUGUAACCACUUGACCUUUUUUGGAAGCUCCUUUUUUGUCAUGCCCAAUCUAGUGGAUGUGUCUCGCACCGCUGAGCUCUUUGCCACCUUUGUCAACAACCCAGUGGUGGUGUGUUUUGUAGGUGCCAUCUUUCUUGUCUAUGUUGUAGUGGUCAUAUGGGCACGCAGGAAAGAUAUUCAGGAUGCAUCCAAGGUGAAGGUGACAGUGUUGGGGGACAAUGAUCCCCUUGCUGAGUACCGGUACUUGCUGAACAUCAGCACAGGACAUCGCCGUGGAGCUUCGACCUCCUCUCAGGUAACGGUGACCUUACUGGGCACAGAGGGGGAGAGUGAGCCCCAUCACUUGACUGAUCUUGACAAGCCAGUGUUUGAAAGAGGAGGAAUAGACAUGUUUCUUCUGACGACACCUUUUUCUCUUGGAGAGCUACAGGGGAUCAGACUGUGGCAUGACAACUCAGGAGAUCAUCCCUCCUGGUAUGUUAAUAAAGCGAUGGUACAGGACCUGGAGACCGGACAGAAGUGGCACUUCCUGUGCAGCUCAUGGCUGUCCAUAGAUAUGGGAGAGUGUGUCCUUGACAAAGUUUUCCCUGUAGCAACAGAGGCAGACUUGAAAGCGUUUAGUAAUUUGUUCUUCAUGAAGACUGUAAAGGAUUUCCGUGAUGGCCAUAUCUGGUUCUCUGUGAUCAGCCGACCCCCAAAUAGCAACUUCACUCGUGUGCAGCGUGUAUCAUGCUGUUUCUCUCUACUGCUGUGUACCAUGCUGACCAGCAUCAUGUUCUGGGGCGUUCCUACAGAUCCCUCUGAACAGACUAUGGACCUAGGUCACAUUGAGUUCACUUGGCAACAGGUGAUGAUUGGCAUUCAGAGCUCCAUCAUCAUGUUUCCCAUCAACCUUCUUAUUGUAAGUAUCUUCAGAAAUGUCCGCCCAAGAGAGAACAAAUCUGAGAAACCUGUAAAACAACAGGGCAAGACUGAACCCACAAAGCAAGGAAAGACUGGGCGUGUGUCUCCAUCUCAACCACCUUCUCCACAGAGCGAUCACAGAGAGCUCACACCCGAUGCUGUUAUCAAAGACAUAAAGAGAAUAGCUCAGUCACUCUCUAAGGUUAUGAAAAGCCCCACCGUAAGGCUAGAGAUGGAGUCUGGAAAAACAGCUGACAUCAACACUAUGCUGUCAAUGGUAGAGAAAAUCAUUCAGCAACAGAACCGAGCCAACGGUGGGUUUUAUUCUGACAGCUCCAAAAAGGAGCCAUCUCUUGCCCUCUCCUUGGGCUCCGUAAAUCUGCAAGAAAGCAGCCUGUGUGACAGUCCAGAGAGAAUACCAAGUGACACUCAGAAAUGCAACCUCUACAGCCAGUACCUAUACAAACAGCUGCAGCAUGUGGAGAAAGAGAUGGAGCUUCUGGGACCAUCAUGCUUCUCCAACCCUGAGAGUUACAGUCAGGCUGUGCUGAAAGUUCAGGGCAUGAAGGGACUACUGGAGUCUCAGCUCUCUUCCAGCUCUGGGAGGGAACAGAUUGCUCGCAGUCCCAGCCCAGCAGAGGACUCUGCUGAGGUCGACGAAAAAAAGUGUUGUCAAAAGGGGUUACCCUGGUGGUUUGUAUUUGUGGGUUGGAUUCUCGUUGUUGCGACCAGUGGAGUUUCGGCAUACUUCACCAUGAUGUACGGGCUUACUUAUGGAAAAGAUCGCUCCAUCAGCUGGCUCAUAUCCAUGGUGGUGUCAUUCUUUGAGAGUCUUUUCAUUACACAGCCCCUAAAAGUGCUUGGUUUUGCAGUCUUCUUUGCCCUGGUGCUAAAAAAUCCUGACCAAGAAGAGUAUGGAGAUGUGCCCAUUACUAAUACAGAUGGUCCAGACACCGUACGGAUUGCUAGAAGGGACAGCACAUGUAGCUUUUAUCAGCCCCCUCCUCCAACUGACAUCGAGAGAAUGAGAAACAACAGGAUAAAGGAGAAGAAAGUUUUUGCCCUCAUUAGAGAGAUUCUCAUUUAUGUUGGAUUCCUGUGGAUGUUGCUGUUGGUGGCAUAUGGUCAGCGGGAUCCAAAUGCUUAUUAUCUUAAUCAGCACAUUAUGAAAAGCUUCAGGAAUGGGAUCUCGGAUAGUAUGAGCCCCAAGGAUGUGUUCACCUGGGCGAACACGACGCUUCUUAGCAACCUCUUUGGGCAAUAUCCAGGCUUCAUCACAGAUGGAAACUCAAAACUUGUUGGCAAUGCCCGUCUUCGCCAGGUGAGGGUGAGGAAAAGCUCCUGCAAAAUUGCCCGUUCCAUGCACCAAUCUGUUCAUGACUGCCACGCCCCAUAUUCCUGGGAUAUAGAGGACAUGGGCUCUUAUGGACCAGCAUGGAAUCACUCCCAAGUGGGGGAGUUAAAUAACUCUAAAGCAUUCUUCACUCCUUGGCGAUACCAAACCCAAGCCAGACUCAGGGCACAUCCCAUCUGGGGGGGUGUGGCUUUGUACCGGGGGGGAGGUUUUGUGGCAGACUUGGGUCCAGAUGUACAAAAUGCAAGCAGUUUACUCCAGUAUCUUUUCGACAACACCUGGGUGGACAUGUAUACUCGGGCAAUCUUUGCAGAGUUCACCGUAUACAAUGCAAACGUCAAUCUCUUUUGUAUUGUCACACUCAUGUUGGAGACCACAGCUGUGGGUGCCUUCCAGUACCGCAGUGAACUACAGACUGUCCGUCUCUAUCAAUCUACAAGUGGCUUUCAUGUAUUUGUCAUGGCAUCUGAAGUUAUCUAUUUCAUCUUCGUCCUUUAUUACAUGUUUGUUCAGGUGCAGCUGAUGAAGCAGCAGAAAUGGGCAUACUUUGGUAACAAGUGGAACCUUCUAGAGCUGUCAAUCAUCAUUUUAAGUUGGAGUGCAUUGUCUGUAUUUAUCAAGAGGACAUUGCUGGGGAACCAGGAUGUGGAAUACUACCAAAAUCACAAGGACCAUUUUGUCAGUUUUUACGACACUGCUACAGCAGAUGCAGCUCUGGGCUAUCUGAUAGCAUUCCUCGUGCUACUGGCAACUAUAAAACUUUGGCACCUGCUACGACUCAACCCUAAACUGCACAUGAUCACAGCCACACUUCAGCGCGCCUGGAAUGACAUCUCUGGCUUCCUCGUGGUCAUGACUAUCAUGUUCCUGGCCUACUCCAUUGCUUGCAAUCUAAUGUAUGGCUGGAAGUUAUACAGCUACAGAACUCUUCUACACGCGGCCCAAACCGUUGUCAGCUUGCAGCUUGGCAUUUUCAACUAUGAAGAGAUUUUAGAUUACAAUCCAGUUCUUGGUGCAUUCCUCAUUGGCUCCUGUAUAAUCUUCAUGACCUUUGUGGUGCUGAACCUCUUUAUCUCAGUCAUCCUGGUGGCAUUCAGUGAAGAACAACUGCACCAUAAGCCAUCUGAGGAGGAAGAGAUAGUGGACCUGAUGCUGAUGAAGCUCUGCAGUCUUUUUGGGAUCAAGUGUAAAAAGAAAGAGACAGAAGAGUGUAUAAAAGUGAACCAUCUGACUGGCCACACGACCACACCCUCUGUCAUAUCCUAAUUGCUAACAUCUCUCUCGCACCUUGGAUUUAGAACAUAUUUAUUUAUGAGAAAAUACAUGACAUUUCUUCAAACAAAAAUUCAUUAUAUAUUUGAAAUGUAUUAUAUCAGGCUUUAAGCAACACUUGUGAUGUGUAUCUUCAGCUUUAGUAAUUAACUUCUUUGUCUUACUGCAUGGACAUGCAGGUUCACUGAAAUUUCUUCACUGAUUUUGUGAGAGUGAGCUUUGUGAUCACCGUUGAAAAUGAUGAAUAAA
Chanos chanos (milkfish) is the source of this 10645-nucleotide messenger RNA. RefSeq names its product polycystic kidney disease protein 1-like 2. The coding region runs from base 2843 to 10390 and encodes 2515 amino acids. Gene Ontology annotation, biological process: detection of mechanical stimulus. The record is from RefSeq and is a predicted model, not a curated record. The transcript has 42 exons. Gene Ontology annotation, molecular function: calcium ion binding; calcium channel activity; carbohydrate binding. Gene Ontology annotation, cellular component: membrane. NCBI's taxonomy places the organism in Eukaryota, Metazoa, Chordata, Actinopteri, Gonorynchiformes, Chanidae.